CGCUCGAUUCUGAGCAAAAUAGCAAAAAUGUGGAAACUUUAAAAAACAAAUUGAUAUUACCAGCUCCUUUGCAAUCAGAAACAGCUAUUCCGUCAAGAUUGUUGAUGUCGAUUGCCUUUGGAAAACUGGAACCAAAACCCGAAUCGAUGUCACCAGAAUUGAAAAAUUCCUUUGAUCUUGAUUCUUAUGAAAGCUAUUUACAGAUCUUUCGUGAAAACAGAAAUAAAUUUUUAACAUUGAUUAGAAAUCUAUGUCUCAACUAUUCUCAAAUCUCUCAGACAUUUUUCUUUUCCAUGUUGCGUGAUUUGUUGGGACCCAUUCCAGUUGAAUUAUCUGAUCAAGAAGUUUUAACAACUGCCGCUGGCAUCAAAUCUUGGAGUACAGCUGCUGUUCUAUGUCCUUUAUUUAUAUCAAAACAAAAUUUUUCUCCACAGCAAAUAAAGAUAUUGGAAUUUUAUUUUUCACGAAUGCUGGAAAUUGGAUUCAGUGGUCAGUUGGAUAUACAAAAUCUAAAUUCUCUACUAUCAUGUAUGUCAUCAUUUUCACCAUUCUACGAAACGUUUUCUGUUGAAUUGAUUCAAAAAUUAAUCGAUAUCAUAUUCUUAUUGACUGUGAAAACAAAAGAACUACAAUAUGAUCCAAAUAUUGGCGAACUUCAAAAUCAUUUAAAUGCUUUAUUCAUUAAACUAACGAAAAAUUGUGUGUCAUUAUUUUUGCCAUAUUUCAAUAUGAUGCGUCAACAUAUUGAAGAAUUGAUUACCACUGAUAAAAUAUCGUUAGUUCAAUCAUAUUUUCUCUAUGAAGGUUUAUUUAUUCUGAGCAACCAUCUUUCCGUUGAAGAACAACGUAUCUUUUUGAUUGAUCGUUUUCUGCCUCAAAUCAAUUGGAUUAUUACUUACGAUUUUGGAUCGAAUGGAGAAACAUUUUUUCUCGAUCUUGGUUUAGCUACACAACCACAGCUGAAUGUUAAUCAUUUACCAUCAAAUUAUUCUAAGAUUUUAGUAAAAAUUUCUGCCUUAUUGAAUUUGCUGACACGUUUAUUCAAACGAAUCAAUGCUGUUCGAUGUUAUGAAAUUCUAUGGCCUAUAAUGUUACAUUUAGUAGCUCCGUUUUGUAAAGUUAUUGCUUCGGUCCAUCAUCUUUGGUCAUUAUAUGAACAAAAAAAUCAGCAUUUACUUGAUCAUUUAUGUCAUCCUUUUUAUCAGCAAUAUUUAUUUGAAGAAUAUCCUUCACAUUAUAUUCUGAUGAAUUGUUUUGAUCAAUCAAAAAUGCUUCCGGCAGAUAAGUAUAGAACAUUAUUGAAACAAUGGGAUCGACAAAAUCCACCAUCGCCGGAUCUCAUUGGUUAUUUUAUGCAUCAUCGAAUCUGGUUAUUGUAUUCACAAUCAUUAAUAUUUCUCAAUACGGCGCUAGAAUUGAUGUUAUUUUUUUACACCAAUUAUCCCGUAUCCGAAUCUGCUAUCGAAGAUUUUAUCUCCUCAAAUAAUUCACUAAUUUGUUCAAAUAUGAAGUUCAUGCCAUUAUUUGUAUAUCGUGAUUUGAUUCGAUUAUAUUUUCAAUGUUUAGCAAAUUUUUCACCAAGAAUAGAAAAGUUUCUAAAUAAUAGUGGAUGUGUCGAAACAUUGAUUCAGUUUAUCGAAUUUAUGUUUCAGAAAAUUAACGAAAAUUUUGAUGCUUUGAAUCAAGAAAAAAAUGUCAACACUUCUGAUUCGAAUCCAAGAAUUGCUAAUCAUUUGAAAAUCAAGCCAUUAUCAGUCAAAGAUGAUCCUAGAAAUUAUUUGGAAAUUGUUAUCGAAGCUACUAUUAAUAGUAUUUCAGCAGAUUUUGUCGCACUUUUGAACAGUAUAUUUUCAAAACAAAAAAAUUUUGACCAUAUAACAAAAAAUGAAUCUAUAACGAAUGAGAUGGAUGAAGAAAUGAGCAAUGUUGAUCAACAACAACAAGCUAAAGACGAUGAACUUGAUAUAAAUGAGAAUGACAAUAUGAGAGAAUCCAUUAUAAAUGACGACAAAAAUGAUGAUAAAUAUGAUGAAGAGGGUCUCCUAUCAAAGUUUAUUAUGACGCGAAAUCCAAAGGCUUUAGUUAUGGUCGUCACGGGUUGUCUUUCAUGGCCCAACAGUAAUAUGAAACUUCAGAUUUGCAAUGUUAAUCAAAAAUUGAUUCAAUGUCUCAUAUCUCGACAGAUGAUCAAUUCAAUUCAAGCAUUUUUCGAUCUAGCCACUCGUAUAUUGCAAUCAAUAACGUUGACCAAGCAAAGUGAUUCCGAUACAUUGAAUCGUUUGGCUAAUUUAUUGUUUAUUAUCUAUGAAAAUAUUGUCAUAAAAAACAAUCUAACGGAAAUUGUUAAUGUUAAAUUAAGCCAAAUUUGUUCGAUCGAUUUAAAUGACUGGAAUCGUUUUAGUGAUAGUUUUCGUCAAAAAAAGAAUGCCAGCCAAAUGAAAAACGCACAAAAAAUGCUUCGAAACCUUAUCGGGAGUUUAUCCAUGCACGAAUUAUCAUCAUUACAUUCUAUUAAACAAUCAAAUAUCCUCUGUUUAGGCAUGUUGAAAAGCGACAAAGAUAAUGAUGUAUCUGAGGAUCUGGACACCGGAUUUUUAUGGCUAUAAAUUUAUGGAAAAUCCUUUUAGUUUCUCAUUUUUCAUAAAUUUUUUAAUUGAUUUUUGUUUGUUUGCAGAUUAUUUUAAUUAUUUGUCAACUCGUAUUGUGUAA
Messenger RNA from Dermatophagoides pteronyssinus (European house dust mite), 2709 nucleotides. RefSeq lists its product as uncharacterized. The record is from RefSeq and is a predicted model, not a curated record. Lineage: Eukaryota; Metazoa; Arthropoda; Arachnida; Sarcoptiformes; Pyroglyphidae.